AUGGACAAGAUCGUCGCGCAAUACUCGCGCCCAUCCCAUCAGAAUGAGUUCUACUCCGAGCAAGAGCAACAGGACCUCACGGAGACCCUCCCUCCGCUGUCCCUGAAGUUUGCCCUUCCUCCCGUCGCCAAUCCCUCCGCUUUCCUCCGUGCCAUGACCGAUGACCACUCCAACCCCAGCUGCCCGAUCAAGCUCGCUCACGGAACAACAACCCUGGCCUUCCGGUUCCAGGGCGGCAUCAUUGUGUGUACCGAUUCCCGAGCAACGGCAGGAAACUGGAUUGCCAGUCAGACAGUGAAGAAGGUUAUCCCCGUGUCGCGGUUGAGUCGUGGCGAGGAUAAGCCCUCAAAUGAGCCUACCCCGGGUCUUCUGGGAACGAUGGCCGGUGGUGCUGCUGAUUGCCAAUAUUGGUUGCGGUAUUUGAGUCAGCAGUGCACUCUGCAUGAGAUCCGACACAAGCGCCGAAUUACGGUUGCAGCAGCCUCCAAGAUCCUCGCAAACCUGACCUACUCGUACAAGGGCUACGGCCUCAGCAUGGGAACUAUGCUUGCAGGAGUUCGUACCACCGCCUCAUUUCUACCCAGCAAUCAAGUAGGGCUUGAACUAACGUCGACCGCUUUUAUAGGUAACCCCCAAGAAGGCCCCGCCCUGUACUACAUCGACUCAGACGGCACCCGCCUCCCCGGCAACCUGUUCUGUGUCGGCUCCGGUCAGACAUUCGCCUACGGUGUGCUGGAUGCCAACUACCGGUACGACCUGACCGAGGAGGAGGCGCUGGCCCUGGGCCGACGUGCCAUUCUGGCUGCCAUGCACCGUGACGCAUACUCUGGUGGUUUCAUCAACCUCUAUCACGUCAAGGAAGAGGGCUGGGUGCACCACGGCUUCGAUGAUAUGAACCCUAUUUUCUGGAAGACGAAGCUGGAGAGCGGCGAGUUCUCGAAUGUUACGUCGGAGUUGUAG
This is a messenger RNA of Penicillium cataractarum, 960 nucleotides long. It is a transcript of the gene pre2, whose product is annotated as proteasome core particle subunit beta 5. Lineage: Eukaryota; Fungi; Ascomycota; Eurotiomycetes; Eurotiales; Aspergillaceae. The transcript is spliced from 5 exons. Gene Ontology annotation, cellular component: proteasome core complex. The record is from RefSeq and is a predicted model, not a curated record. Bases 1 to 960 code for a protein of 319 amino acids.